AUGUCUGAUACAAAGUAUAAUUCCUCUCUUUAUGAAGGAAAUCUCAAAUUAAAUCAUGAAGUGAUAAAUAAUUCUAAUACAAAACAGCUUUAUUCAUUUACCAAAGCAAAAAGAUUCAUAUACUAAAAACCAGCUUGUGCUUAAGCAUUUUAUGAUCUUCCUAAUGUAAAAGACAAAAGAUCAGCAUUAAUGGGAUCAGGAUAAAAAGUUCCAAUUUCAAAUGCUGAUAAAACUAUUCCAAGCCCUUAAGACUAUAUUAUAAAAUCAUACUUCGAAGAUUCACUAUAAAAAUAGAGAGGAGUUAGCUUUAAAAAUGGUCGAGAUAAAACAAAAUUUGGAAAUAUGUUUAACAAUCAAGGAGCUCCAGGCGUGGGACAAUAUUUAAUCAAAUCUGACUUUGAAAAAUUAGCAAAUAAAGGAUACACUAUGAUGUCGAAGAACUAAACUUAAUCCAUGUGGAACAUCAAAGCACCAUAUCCAGGACCUGGAUCAUACAAUUAAAUAAACCCAAUAGACCCAAAAUAAAUAGUACUCUCUACAAUGAAAAAGUAUUAAGGUUAUGCCAUACCUCAUUCUAAAAGAUUCUCUAAUUAAAGAUGUUCCACUCCUGGACCUGGAUAAUAUAAUGAUGAAAAACAAAAAUAAGUUGGAUAAUAUAUAAACUCAAGAUAAAGAAGUAUUUCAGGAACAAGAUUUACUACUGAAAAUAGAAAUGUAUUUUAAAUUUCUAAAUAGCCAAUGCCUGGACCAGGUUCAUAUAGAGUUUAUACAGAAUUUGGUGAUGGAGAUUACGAUAGACCAAAAUCAUAAUUUAGAAUGAGGAGAACUUAUUCUACUCCUAGUGUUUAAGCAACAUAAUGA
This is a messenger RNA of Tetrahymena thermophila SB210, 861 nucleotides long. RefSeq names its product sperm-tail PG-rich repeat protein. Lineage: Eukaryota; Ciliophora; Oligohymenophorea; Hymenostomatida; Tetrahymenidae. The transcript has 5 exons. The record is from RefSeq and is a predicted model, not a curated record.